CGACGACAGCUUCCACAGGCAGCACACGUCGAACGCACGAGUCGUGCCGGUCGGUGUUCCGCAGUCAAGCAAAAACUCCGAUGUGCGGGAAGGAGAGGAACGGCUCCUCCGCGAUACGAUCUUCCAGUGUGCUACCUUGCCGUCGAUCGCCAGGAAAGCCGCUUCGAAUUCGGCGAGUGUUCGUCCGUUUCGCCGGCGGGAUGUCACCCAGAAAAUGAGCGACAAAGUGGCGAUUUAAACCCGGUUUUCCGGCCACAGUUCGAGAACUAUGGCUUUACAAUGGGAGAAAUUAUCCCCGCAGGAAUUUCAACAGCUGCAGGAUUUGGCGGCAUAUUCCACGAAGAAGUUGCAAGAUGUCCUAGUGGAAUUUUGCGGAGCGGGACCACCUUAUAAACACAAUCCCGAUGGGGACAUCGACUAUGAAGGCUUCCACAAGUUCCUGGACACGUUCCUGGAGGUCAGGACGCCGGAGGAGCUGUGCAGACACCUCUUCCUGUCGUUCGUCAGGCGGGGAGGCGUCAAAGUCGAAGGUAAAGCCUUCAAGGAGAUGACCGUCAUGAGCUCGACGACCGCAUGCGCGCCGGUCACCUCGCAUAACAAAGGUUCCACCCCGAACGUUAAUUCCAUCGGGGAGAGGCACGAGGAGAAGCCCGCCACUUACGGCGAGAUACUCGUGGAGAAAAUACACGGAAUCGGCGAGAAGCUCCUGGGCCAUCACAGGUCCGACAGCGAUUGCUCCACCAGGGGAAAAACAGGGACCGUCCAUCCCAUGUUGACGGUCACUCACAAUUCCUACUCCUGUCACGAGGUGCUCGGCAAGAAGAGCACGGAUUCGUCGCCGUCGCACAGCCAAAUAUCCAGGAAUUCCUCCAAGAAAUCCAGCAAUUCCCUCUUGGUGAACAACAACGGAAAAUUAGAAGAAAUGAGACAUAUCGUAAGAAAGGCCAGCAUGCUGGACGUGAACCAAGUGAAGGUAUCUUUGAAAGACAUCGUUUGUUACCUGUCCCUGCUCGAGGCCGGUCGACCCGAAGACAAAUUGGAAUUUAUGUUUCGUUUGUACGACACCAACGGCGACGGGGUGCUCGACACCAACGAAAUGGACUGCAUCGUCAACCAGAUGAUGACGGUGGCCGAGUACUUGGGCUGGGACGUCUCGGAAUUGAAACCGAUUCUUCAAGACAUGAUGGUCGAAAUAGACUACGACGCCGACGGUACGGUCUCGUUGGAGGAAUGGAAACGCGGCGGUCUGACCACCAUCCCUCUACUGGUCCUCCUCGGGCUGGAUUCCAACGUUAAAGAGGACGGCAAUCACCUGUGGCGAUUGAAGCACUUCAGCCGGCCGGCCUACUGCAAUCUGUGCUUGAACAUGCUGGUCGGCUUGGGGAAGAAAGGGCUCAGUUGCGUUUUUUGCAAGUACACGGUGCACGAAAGAUGCGUCGGUAGAGCCCCGGCCAGUUGCAUAGCCACCUACGUGAAGAGCAAAAAGUCCUGUCAAACUUUGCAACACCAUUGGGUGGAAGGGAAUUGUCACGGAAAGUGCGCGAGAUGCAGGAAACCCGUUAAAGCCGGCAUUACCGGGUUGCAUUGUAGAUGGUGCCAAAUAACGUUGCACAACAAAUGCGUGUCUCAAGUGAAAGCGGAAUGCGGACUGGGCGAACACGCCGUCCACAUUCUACCACCGGUCUCCAUCUGCCCCAUCGUCUUAGAUAGACAGAGGUCGGUGCAAAAAAGGGGCUCCAAAUACGGCAACGAUAAUGGUUCCGUAUCGGGCACUAACAAACAGCCGGCCAUGUCGUUUCAAAUAACCACGUCGCCGGCUUCGGUGCCGCUGUUGGUGUUCAUCAACCCGAAGUCGGGCGGCCGGCAGGGCUCCAGGAUACUCAGGAAGUUCCAGUACAUCCUGAAUCCGCGGCAAGUGCACAUCCUGGGCAGCAGCAACAGCCCCAUGGCGGGGCUCAGCAUGUUCAAGGACGUGCCCAACUUCAAGGUGGUGUGCUGCGGCGGCGACGGGACCGUCGGAUGGGUCUUGGAAACCAUGGAUAAAGUGGAAUUGGAUUGUCAGCCAGCCAUAGCGGUGAUCCCUUUAGGAACGGGGAACGAUCUGGCGAGAUGCCUCCGAUGGGGCGGCGGUUACGAAGGCGAAUCCAUACACAAAAUAUUGCACAAAAUCGCCAGGGCGUCCACGGUGAUGGUCGAUAGAUGGAUGAUUGAUUUGUACGAUACAUCUCCCCCUGAUCCCGACCAGAAGAUUCCAGACACCAGGAUACCGUACAAUAUUAUUAACAAUUAUUUUUCCAUAGGAGUCGAUGCAGCGAUUUGCGUAAAAUUCCACCUGGAGAGGGAAAAGAACCCGGAGAAAUUCAACAGCCGCAUGAAAAACAAGCUGUGGUACUUCGAAUACGCCACCUCCGAGCAGUUCUCGGCGUCCUGCAAGAACCUGCACGAAAACAUCGAAAUAAGCUGCGACGAUCAGAGCCUCGACCUGGCCAACGGGCCGCCCCUGCAGGGCAUCGCCCUGCUCAAUAUACCCUACACGCACGGCGGCUCGAACCUGUGGGGCGAGCACCUGAGCAGCACCAGGAGGAAAAAGUCGAAAAAGAAACAGAAGGAGUUGAGCACCAGCAGCUUCAAUUCCGUCGAUUUGAGCGUCGCCGUUCAAGAUAUCGGUGACGGCCUAAUCGAAGUGAUAGGUUUGGAGAAUUGCCUGCACAUGGGCCAGGUGAGGACGGGGCUGAGGGCCAGCGGCAGGAGAUUGGCGCAAUGCUCGUCCGUUUUGAUCAAAACUAAAAAGACUUUUCCGAUGCAAAUCGACGGGGAACCGUGGAUGCAACCGCCGACAACAAUACGUAUCACUCACAAGAACCAAGUGCCCAUGCUGAUGGCGCCGCCGACGGAGAAAGGCAAGGGCUUCUUCAGAUUCUUCCGUAGGUAG
Molecule: messenger RNA, 2932 nt
Organism: Phyllotreta striolata
Lineage: Eukaryota; Metazoa; Arthropoda; Insecta; Coleoptera; Chrysomelidae
Source: the annotation of a GenBank genome assembly